Molecule: messenger RNA, 267 nt
Organism: Penicillium pulvis
Lineage: Eukaryota; Fungi; Ascomycota; Eurotiomycetes; Eurotiales; Aspergillaceae
Exons: 2
Coding region: 6-194 (62 amino acids)
Source: RefSeq, a predicted model, not a curated record
UCAAAAUGCAUUUCAUCAACAUCAUCAUCUCCCUCGCUGCACUCGGCGCCGUUGCCAAUGCUCAAUUCGAGAAGCGAUCCUGCGUCGCAAACUACGAUGUUGCCUGCACUUCCGGUGGCGACCCUUGCUGCGAUGGCUGGCAAUGUGUCGGCGCCACUGAGUGGAACGCCGGUGUCUGUAUCCCCAACUAUUAAGCGCUGGACUGGAGGUUUCGAAGCGGGCUUCGAAGAACAGCUUUGAUGUUAGCAUGUGUUCUGUAUUCGUUAC